Molecule: messenger RNA, 1521 nt
Organism: Rotaria socialis
Lineage: Eukaryota; Metazoa; Rotifera; Eurotatoria; Philodinida; Philodinidae
Source: the annotation of a GenBank genome assembly
AUGAAUGACAAAAAUAAUUGCUCACCUCAAAAAACUUUUAAUCAUCAACGACGAACAGUUAGUGUUGGUGAUGCGUCAGGUCAACUGGAUCUAGAUGAUGAAUGUCCAAGUUUUCAUGAGAAUCAAACUUCAAAAUACAUUCGUUCUAUAAGUCAAAUUAACGAGGAUGAUUAUAUUUGUACUACUUUACCAAGAACUGGCAAUACGCCGAUAGCAAAAACCUGCCGAAAACUAAUGACAUCAACAUUUUCUAAUUCAACAUCGAGAAGAUCAAUCUCGAUAUCAACAGAGACUAGUAAAGCGAGGCGUGCUCAUUCAGCAUUUGCUCCGUCGCCAAAAUCUAAUUUCGGACCAAAAGCUACACUCAAAAAAGUACAAGAUAAUGAUCAACUAAUCGUUAUUCAAGAUCCGUCUAGCCAACGCUUGCAUUGGAUUGCUCCACCAACUAAUAUUCUUAUUAUUCGUAAACCUGGUCCACAGACGAUGCCAGAGUUUCGGGAGUUACUUCUAAAGCUACUUAAGCGUCGUCUCAAUGUGUAUAUUGAAUUAUCUGAACAAAUGCAUUUACCAUUUGCAACGGAUCCCGAAUUAAAAGCACAUGGUGAACGCUGUCAUGCAUUCGAUCACGAAAAUGAUUUUUUCAAAAUUGACUUAAUCAUUUGUCUGGGCGGUGAUGGUACACUUCUGCAUGUGUCCAAUAUGUUUCAAAAAAGUUGUCCACCUGUUUUAUCAUUUUCAAUGGGUUCACUUGGGUUUUUAACUCCAUUUGAUUAUAAAAAUCAUGAAAAAAUUUUAAACGAAGUUGUAUCAGGCAAUGUUGCUGUUCUUUUACGUUCACGUUUGAGAUGUUCAAUUGUGAAAGGCCUAAAAAGACAAUCAUCAUCAGCUGCAUCGUUUCUUUCAGCUUCAUCAGAUGAAACAGGAAGCGAUGAAACCGGUAAGGAAUCAAGCAGCGGCGAAAAAAUAUCGCAUUUAGCAUUAAAUGAAGUUGUUAUCGAUCGUGGACCAAAUUCAUAUUUAUCGAAUCUUGACUUGUAUAUCAAUGAUAGAUUUAUUACGAAAGUGCAAGGUGAUGGUUUGAUUGUUUCAACCACAACUGGUUCUACAGCAUAUGCCAUGGCAGCUGGCUCUUCUAUGGUUCAUCCUAAUGUUCCUGCUAUCGUCAUAUGUCCUAUUUGCCCACAUUCUCUAUCAUUUCGACCAAUCGUUGUUCCAGCUGGUAUUGAAUUAAAAAUAACAGUCUCUGAAGAAACUCGUCUUACAGCAUGGCUGUCUGUAGAUGGAAGAAAUCGACACGAAUUACAACAACAAGACUAUGUACACAUAACAACAAGUGUUUAUCCGGUACCAUCUAUAUGUAGAUUCGACCAAUUAGGUGAUUGGUUUGAAUCGUUAGCUGAUAUACUUCAUUGGAAUUUACGUAAAGCACAAGGACGUAUCGAUAGUAAUCCAUCUGCUCAACGUGAUGCUCAAUUGCUUCGCGAUGAAAAGAAAGAUUCGUCACCUUCAGAAAACUCUUAA